AUGGCAAAAGGCAUAAGAAUCGCUAUUGACCGUGGCGGUACCUUCACGGAUUGUGUCGGAAACCCUGGUACUGGUAAACUAUCCGACGACGUCGUCAUCAAACUUCUAUCCGUCGAUCCGGCGAACUACGACGAUGCUCCAUUGGAAGGCAUUAGACGUCUCCUUGAGAAGUUCACGGGCGAAGAGAUACCCCGAGGGCAACCGCUAGAUACGUCAUGUAUUGAGAGUAUUCGUAUGGGUACCACGGUGGCGACGAAUGCACUGCUGGAACGAAAGGGAGAGAAGUGCGCCAUUUUUGUGACGAAAGGACACGGCGAUUGCUUGGUUAUCGGGAAUCAAUCUAGACCUCGUAUCUUCGAUCUAGCGAUACACAAGCCCGAAGUUUUAUACCAGAAAGUCAUCGAAGUAGACGAACGGGUAACUCUUGAAGAUUAUGCCGAAGACCCAGAACAAACCGUCACCCAUGUUUCACAGGAUGACGAGAAAAAUGACCCCAAUCUCGUCAAAGGAAUGACCGGCGAGGCCGUUCGGAUCCUCCAAAGGCUUGACCAAGAUGCCGUAAGAGAGGAUCUCCAGACUGUAUAUGAUGAAGGCUACAGAAGUAUCGCAGUCUGCCUAAUGCACUCAUACACCUUCCCGGAGCACGAAAAGAUCAUUGGAAAACUAGCAGAAGAAGUUGGUUUCACGCAUAUCUCGUUGUCCGCAGAGUUAAUGCCUAUGAUCAAAUACGUUCCUCGUGCCACGUCUGCUACAGCAGAUGCCUACUUAACGCCGGAGAUCAAAAAGUACAUUAGCGGAUUCGAGAAAGGAUUUGAAGGUGGCCUAGGAUCGGAAAGCGUUAUGAAAGAAGAAAAGGGAGCGAGGUGUGAGUUUAUGCAGAGUGAUGGUGGGUUGGUAGAUGUCAAAGGAUUCUCGGGAUUGAGGGCUAUAUUGUCUGGCCCAGCCGGUGGCGUAGUUGGUUAUGCACUGACAAGCUAUGACAAAGAAGUUGGAAUUCCAGUAAUUGGCUUUGACAUGGGUGGUACAAGCACAGAUGUUUCUCGUUAUGGAUCCGGAAGAUACGAACAUGUCUUCGAAACAACCACAGCUGGAGUAACGAUUCAAUCUCCCCAACUGGACAUCAACACUGUAGCCGCGGGUGGUGGCUCUAGACUAUUUUUCAAAAAUGGAUUAUUCGUCGUCGGCCCUGAAUCCGCAGGCGCCCACCCCGGCCCUGCUUGCUACCGCAAAGGUGGUCCUCUUACAGUUACAGAUGCGAACCUUUAUCUAGGACGACUCCUUCCCGAAUUCUUCCCUCGAAUCUUUGGUCCUCAUGAGAAUGAGCCUCUUGAUGCAGAGGUAUCGGCAAAGCUAUUUGAAGAGCUUAGGGAUAGUAUAAAUAGUGAAUUGGCCCAAGAUAUGACAACUGACGAAGUUGCAUAUGGGUUUCUUAAAAUUGCCAAUGAAACCAUGACUCGCCCUAUCCGCUCUCUAACGGAAGCCAAAGGUCAUGAUAGCUCGCACCACAGACUUGCGACUUUUGGUGGCGCAGGUGGACAACAUGCUGUGGCUAUUGCCCAAAGUCUGGGAAUUAAAAUGAUCUUAAUCCACCGUUAUAGCAGUGUUCUCAGUGCUUACGGCAUGGCCCUAGCCGAUGUUGUCCAGGAAGCACAAGAACCAACAUCAGCGAAAUGGGGUGACGAAGAAGUUUCAAAAGAGAUGGAUGACCGACUCGAAAAGCUUCGAAACCGUGCCGUUGAAGGGCUCGAGGCUCAAGGCUUCCGUAAUGAUGGCAAGGAGAUUGUAUUCGAGGAGUACCUGAAUAUGCGGUAUAGAGGUACCGAAUCAGCACUGAUGGUAAUCAAGCCUGAAGAUGAAGACUUCGGAACUGCAUUCGUUAAGCAACAUGAGCAAGAGUUUGGGUUUACUCUACCUGACCGAGAUAUCUUUGUUGACGACGUCAGAGUCCGAGGGAUCGGCAAGUCCUUCCAGGGGAUGGAAAAGACCGUAGACCAACAGUUGAAAGAUUGGCCAUCAGAAAAACAUAAAUCCGUUGAUGAAUCCACCGCCCACGAUGUCCGGAAGGUGUACUUUGAAGAGGGAAGGCUGGAUACCCCAAUAUAUCGCAUCGAUAAGCUUGAAGUCGGAUGUAAGAUUCCAGGGCCAGCGAUAUUGGCAGAUGACACCCAGACAAUUAUCGUCCCUCCAAGCAGCUGGGCUCUAAUCCUCGAUACUCACGUUGUUAUCAAUGUCGGAGCCGAAGAAUCCGAAAGCCACCUCCAAGAGGCAAAAAAUCAUGAAGUCGACCCUAUCCUCCUUAGCAUCUUUUCUCAUCGCUUUAUGGCGAUCGCCGAGCAAAUGGGGCGAGCUCUACAGAAGACUAGUGUCUCCACAAACGUCAAAGAGCGACUGGACUACUCCUGCGCCUUGUUCGAUGCAGACGGCGGACUCGUCGCAAAUGCACCUCAUUUACCAGUUCAUCUGGGAAGCAUGAGUACCUGUGUCAAGACGCAAGCCAAAAUGUGGGAAGGCAGAUUAAAGAGAGGCGAUGUUAUCGUUUCUAAUCACCCCGAAGCUGGUGGCACCCAUCUCCCGGAUAUCACGGUCAUAACCCCAGCCUUUAACGGCGAUGAAAUUAUAUUCUACGUUGCAUCAAGAGCCCACCAUGCCGAUAUUGGCGGUAUAUUACCGGGCUCAAUGCCACCACAAUCCCGUGAGCUAUACGAAGAAGGCGCUGCGAUAAUGUCUGAAAAGUUGGUAUCGGAAGGAAUUUUCAACGAAGAAAGAAUCACCCAGCUCCUCCUCGAUGAACCUGCACAAUAUCCUGGUUGCAGCGGAACCCGUUGUCUAGCCGACAAUAUCAAUGAUCUAAAAGCCCAAGUUGCAGCCAACAAUAAGGGAAUAACGCUUAUUCGUGCACUGAUUGAGGACUACGGACAAGAAGUCGUUCAGUUUUACAUGACUGCCAUCCAGGCGAAUGCGGAACUAAGCGUCAGAAACCUUUUGAAGGAAGUUGCAGGAAGGUUUGGUGGUAAAGAUCUGAUAGCCGAAGAUUUUAUGGAUGAUGGAAGUCCUAUCCGGCUUAAGAUUGAGAUCGAUUCUGAAAAGGGAGAGGCCGUUUUCGAUUUCAAUGGAACAGGGCCAGAGAUGUAUGGAAACAUGAACGCCCCAGAAGCGGUCACCUUCUCCGCGAUAAUCUACUGUCUACGUUGUUUGAUCUACGAUGACAUCCCACUGAAUCAAGGGUGCUUAAAGCCAAUUCACGUCAAGAUCCCUAAGGAUUCCUUCUUAAGCCCCUCAGAGAAUGCGGCGGUGGUCGGAGGGAAUGUAUUGACCAGCCAAAGAGUUACAGACGUAAUUUUCAAAGCUUUCGAAGCCUGUGCGGCAUCACAGGGCGAUUGUAACAACCUAACCUUCGGGUACGGCGGAAACACUGGUGAAGACGGAGAAUACGUUAAAGGCUUCGGAUACUACGAAACCAUAGCUGGCGGCAGCGGUGCAGGCUCAGACUGGGACGGCACCUCGGGCGUUCACACACACAUGACCAAUACCCGUAUCACCGACGCCGAAGUCUUUGAACGUCGAUACCCCGUCAUCCUCCGUGAAUUUAGCAUCCGCAAGGGCUCUAGAGGUAGAGGGGAACAUGACGGUGGAGACGGAGUCAUCCGGGACAUUGAAUUUCGUAUCCCGGUCCAAGUCUCCAUUCUUUCGGAACGAAGGGUAUUCAAACCAUACGGUAUGGCUGGUGGAGAACCGGCUAGUAGAGGUGUGAACUAUUGGAUGAGGAAGAUUGGUAAUAAUAAUAAUCAUAGUAACGGUGGGAGCAACGGAGCCAAUGGUGUUGAAGGGGAAGAAGGGAGGAAGUAUAAGAAGAUUAAUAUGGGAGGGAAGAACACGGCUAGUAUGAAACCUGGAGAUAGGAUUAUUAUUUGCACGCCUGGAGGUGGAGGGUAUGGACUAAAGGGUAGUGGGACAUCUACACCGAGGGACCCUUAUAAGAAACCAAGAAAGAUUGACCCUACGUUGAUGUGGAGAGGUCGUGGGACUUUGGCAAAUAGAAUGGCGACUGAGGAAUCAAGUUAUUGA
Molecule: messenger RNA, 4065 nt
Organism: Orbilia oligospora ATCC 24927
Lineage: Eukaryota; Fungi; Ascomycota; Orbiliomycetes; Orbiliales; Orbiliaceae
Exons: 7
Coding region: 1-4065 (1354 amino acids)
Biological process (GO): glutathione metabolic process
Cellular component (GO): cytosol
Molecular function (GO): 5-oxoprolinase (ATP-hydrolyzing) activity
Source: RefSeq, a predicted model, not a curated record